AAAAAGUAAAACUUAAAGCAACCCAGAAGAUCUCGGUGAUGGAAACAGCAGCAAAAUGAUGAGGUUUUCUGAGAAUUGAGGGCAAAAGAGAAGGAUCUUCAAGAAGAUGAGCACUGCAAGGUUCAUCAAGUGUGUUACAGUAGGUGAUGGAGCUGUGGGAAAGACCUGUAUGCUUAUAUCUUACACCAGCAAUACCUUCCCCACGGAUUAUGUGCCUACGGUUUUUGACAACUUCAGCGCCAAUGUGGUGGUUGACGGUAGCACUGUUAACCUAGGAUUAUGGGACACUGCUGGACAGGAGGAUUAUAACAGGCUAAGGCCUUUGAGCUACAGAGGAGCAGAUGUGUUCUUACUUGCCUUUUCCCUCAUCAGCAAAGCCAGCUAUGAAAAUAUCGCUAAAAAGUGGAUUCCUGAGCUAAGACAUUAUGCUCCAACUGUGCCUGUUGUGCUUGUGGGAACCAAACUUGAUUUGCGAGAUGACAGGCAAUAUUUGAUCGAUCAUCCUGGUGCUGCACCUAUAACUACUGCCCAGGGAGAAGAACUGAAGAAGGCAAUUGGUGCUGCUGUUUACAUAGAAUGCAGCUCAAAGACUCAGCAGAAUGUGAAGGCUGUAUUUGAUGCUGCGAUCAAGGUUGUUUUGCAGCCACCUAAGCCAAAGAAAAAGCGAAAGAAGAGCAGAACAUGUGCAUUCCUCUGAUAAUUAAUGUUCAUGUGCAACUCUCGUCCUGUACCUUUUACAACCUCCUUCUUCCCAAGUUUUCCUUUUGAACAUAUGUGCUGCAAACUACUCUCCUAUCUUCUCCUAUCGUAUAUUUGAUGUGGGUCUAAAUGAUGUUAAGAUGUAUCUGUUUGAUACAAGUAGAAUGUAUUCAAUUCAAAAUAAGACUUGUGAUAAGGAAAGUUAAUAUAGCAUUAGUCAUCUCUUUGUGUUGCCUCAA
Molecule: messenger RNA, 938 nt
Organism: Neltuma alba
Lineage: Eukaryota; Viridiplantae; Streptophyta; Magnoliopsida; Fabales; Fabaceae
Product: rac-like GTP-binding protein RAC2
Exons: 8
Coding region: 107-697 (196 amino acids)
Biological process (GO): small GTPase-mediated signal transduction
Molecular function (GO): GTPase activity; GTP binding
Source: RefSeq, a predicted model, not a curated record